CCUGAGCCGGAGCGGGCCGCCUGCGGUCCGGCCCGGUCGGCGCAAAGGGUCUAGUUGGCGGCGCCCGGGAACGAGACGCUUCCCGAUGUUCCCGUCCCGGCUGCCGCGGGCCGCGCUGUGCGCUUAGUGCCCGGCUCCGGCCCCUUGAGGCGUCCGGGGGGCGGUGAGAGCGACCUCGGCCCCUUGGAGUCGAAGCAGCUGGAGGGCGAGGCGGCGGCCGCCGGGAGGAGGAUGGGGGCUAACCAGUUAGUGGUGCUCAACGUGUACGACAUGUAUUGGAUGAACGAAUACACCUCAUCCAUCGGAAUUGGAGUUUUUCAUUCAGGAAUUGAAGUAUAUGGCAGAGAAUUUGCUUAUGGUGGCCAUCCUUACCCCUUUUCUGGAAUAUUUGAAAUUUCCCCAGGAAAUGCUUCUGAACUAGGAGAAACAUUUAAAUUUAAAGAAGCUGUUGUUUUAGGGAGCACCGACUUCCUAGAGGAUGAUAUAGAAAAAAUUGUAGAAGAAUUGGGAAAAGAAUACAAAGGCAACGCUUACCAUUUGAUGCAUAAAAACUGCAAUCACUUUUCUUCGGCUUUAUCAGAGAUUCUUUGUGGGAAAGAGAUUCCUCGCUGGAUCAAUCGGCUUGCCUACUUCAGCUCCUGUAUACCCUUUCUCCAGAGUUGCCUCCCAAAGGAGUGGCUCACUCCCGCAGCCCUGCAGUCUAGCGUCAGCCAAGAGCUCCAGGACGAACUGGAGGAAGCGGAGGAUGCUGCAGCCUCUGCUUCCAUGGCCAGCACUGCCGCAGGCUCCAGACCCGGGCGCCACACUAAACUGUAAAUGUCUCCAAAGUCACACAUUCAGAACUGUCUCUGGCAGUUGAAUAUCACUAGAGAAGAGUAAAAGUAAAUGUCCUUUGGAUA
Kogia breviceps (pygmy sperm whale) is the source of this 899-nucleotide messenger RNA. RefSeq names its product desumoylating isopeptidase 2 (gene DESI2). The record is from RefSeq and is a predicted model, not a curated record. Gene Ontology annotation, biological process: protein deubiquitination. NCBI's taxonomy places the organism in Eukaryota, Metazoa, Chordata, Mammalia, Artiodactyla, Physeteridae. Gene Ontology annotation, molecular function: deubiquitinase activity.